Molecule: messenger RNA, 1730 nt
Organism: Physcomitrium patens
Lineage: Eukaryota; Viridiplantae; Streptophyta; Bryopsida; Funariales; Funariaceae
Product: peptidyl-prolyl cis-trans isomerase CYP18-2
Biological process (GO): protein peptidyl-prolyl isomerization
Molecular function (GO): peptidyl-prolyl cis-trans isomerase activity
Source: RefSeq, a predicted model, not a curated record
GCUUGCGUGCCUUAAUUGAUGGCUCGCUUGCUUGCUGCACCGCCGGGCUCCAUCUCCGUCGUUCAAUCCCCCGUCCUCUUGCAUCUCUCGCAGGGUGCUGUAUCUCUCUCGACGAUUCUUCUAAUAGGCAAUAGCUGGAAAUUUCCAGAAGACUUUAGGGGAACUUUUAAAACUAUUUAAAUUUUAAAAUACUUUUUUGGUCAUUCUUUAUAUUAAUGUUUUUUAUUUUGUUUUAUGUUUGUUUAUUUCUCUUGCCUUGGAGAAGGAGAUGGUGUAGAUGGCGAAACUGGUCAUGAAGGGGCGGUGAAUCCCCGAGUUAGCGAGUGCUGAGGGGAGUUAGGGUUCUGAGCACAAGCUGUGCGGGGAGGAACGGGGAUUUGUAGCGAGAAUUUGUAGCGAGGAUUUAUAGACUGUGAGUUGUUGUUUGUUUGUUUGUUUUUUUUUUCUUCUUUUUUUUUUUUUUUUGAUUUUUUGAUUUUUUUUUAAGUGUUAGCUUUAGCUGUGGUUCGAUCUGUUACGAUGGGCCGCAUGAAGCCGGCUGCAUUGUUGCAGCACAGUAAGAAGAAGAAAGGCCCGGCGCGCCUGAGCGCUGGCACGAUCGUGAUGGUUGGAGUGGUCGUCAUCCUCUUGAUGAUGUCUGUCAUAGCCAUGCAUAGAUACAAAUCUGGAGGGAACAUAGAUAGGACUGCGUUACAAGAAAACAUUGAUGUCGUCGACGUUAAGGCUGCCGAUGAGAAUUCUGAUGAUAAGACAGGUUUAGAUGGGAGUGUCUUCCCCCGAUAUGCGACCCUGAACACUACGAAGGGAUUUAUCACCUUGGAGCUUUUUGGAAAGCAGACACCUCUCACUGUGGAGAAUUUCAUCACACAUAGUAAAAAUGGCUACUACAACGGAGUGCUGUUCCAUCGUGUCAUCAAGGACUUCAUAAUUCAGAGCGGUGAUCCAAAGGGCGAUGGAAUGGGUGGUGAGUCAAUUUGGGGCGGCAGCUUCAGGGAUGAAUUGAACAAAGAGUUGAUCCAUGAACCAUUCACUCUAUCAAUGGCAAACAUAGGCGAAAGAAAUUCAAAUAGAUCGCAGUUCUUCAUAACCACAAUUGCCACACCGCACUUGGACAUGAAACACACUGUGUUUGGACGUGUUGUUCGUGGUAAAGAUGUGGUUCAGGCUAUUGAGUCCGUGGAGACAGAUGAUAAGGAUAGACCUCUUACACCUGUCUAUAUCCAUGAUAUUAAGAUUCAUGAUGAGCUGUGAGGAAGAGCCAUCAGAUUGCUAGCUAUAGUAAUGUCUAUUACACAUUGAGGAGAAUGGUGUUGGAAAUAGCAAGCUAUAUUCACUUGGCCUUGCCAACCACCUGCAGUCUGUAUUGCUAUUUGUUCUAAGAAACUGUUAGGUGUUUGUUAGUCUCUGGUGUAUUAUACCACAAGACAGGCAAGUUGAGCUCAUCAGGCUCUUCAACUCUUGGAUGAAGUCUUGUAGCAAGUAAAGAAGUGGAGCUGUAGUUGAACCCCUUUUGUAGCACUGGUAGAGGAGAAAGGAAAAGCAGAAGUAGUCUUAGAUUGAGUAAUUCUUGGGAAACAGAAUUUUUGCACACUGCUGUCGGUAUGCUUGAUGUAAAGGUAUGCACGUGAGCUGUGAGGUUCGGCCAAGCAGAGGAUGGUUUGUUUGCAUAUUACAUUGGAUCUGUUGUACAAAAUGAAUGUGUUUCACAGCUGUCUGCUGUUGUAAAGUCA